AUGGCGACGUAUGAUUACAGGAGUUCACAAGGAAGGUCUGCAGAUCCGAGGAUUCCACCAUGGUUUUCAAGGGAGAAUGAAGCACUCCGUUCCUCCGCAAGAACGGUUGCAUCACCAUUCACUGACGAAAUCCUGAAUGCUCUGAAUCCAAGGAGGUUUUCCAUACUGCUAUUCAUUCUAUUUGAUGAAACGACUGACCCGAUCGAUCACAUUUACCACACUCAGUUGAAAAUGGCUCUAAACAUAAACAACGAUCCUUUGAUAUGCAAAUGCUUCCCUACAAGUUUAACAGGACCAGCCCUCAAUUGGUUCAAGAAUCUGACUCAAGGUUCAAUCGCUAGCUUCCAAGACUUGUGUGACAAAUUCAUCAGCCAGUACUAUGGUAAUAAGCUCCUAGCUAAAGAUGUUUUAAGCCUUUUUACUAUGAAGCAGCACGAAGAUGAAUGGCUUCAAACUUUCCUCAUCAAGUUCAAUCUCGUUAAGAGCAUGGUAAUGGAAUGUCACCCAUCCAUAGCAGUUCAAGCAUUCAAGCUGACCAUGAACCGAGGGACACCAUUCCAUACAAACCUAGUGCUGAAUACGUCGAAGACCAUCGACGAACUGAAUAAAAGAGCCGAUGGUUUCGUGUGUUUGGAAGAAGAGAAAGCAACUAACGCAAGAAAGACGUCGAUCAUCUCGACAGAGGAUAAAUCUAAAGCGAAGAUUCAGCAAAAGCAAGCUCCACCACAACGUCAGACCUCCUGGAAGGUAGAGAAAAGGCCCAGAGAGGAAGAGUUGGUUACUCCACUUAAAGUCACUCUGGAACUUGAGAAGGCAAGUAGCGAUGCUGAUCACUAG
Messenger RNA from Cornus florida, 837 nucleotides. RefSeq lists its product as uncharacterized. The coding region runs from base 1 to 837 and encodes 278 amino acids. The record is from RefSeq and is a predicted model, not a curated record. The transcript is spliced from 2 exons. NCBI's taxonomy places the organism in Eukaryota, Viridiplantae, Streptophyta, Magnoliopsida, Cornales, Cornaceae.